This is a messenger RNA of Diachasmimorpha longicaudata, 2678 nucleotides long. RefSeq names its product histone acetyltransferase type B catalytic subunit (gene Hat1). The transcript is spliced from 5 exons. Gene Ontology annotation, cellular component: nucleus. Gene Ontology annotation, molecular function: histone binding; histone H4 acetyltransferase activity. Gene Ontology annotation, biological process: subtelomeric heterochromatin formation. The record is from RefSeq and is a predicted model, not a curated record. Bases 304 to 1533 code for a protein of 409 amino acids. Lineage: Eukaryota; Metazoa; Arthropoda; Insecta; Hymenoptera; Braconidae.
GCGUCGCCCCCCGCUUAGGGUGGGAGACGCCACUGGGGGGUUGUGGCUGGUAAUUUAGGGUAUCCUUUGAGGGCUUCAGUAAUCUUCAUAAUCUUUGCUUGGAGUACUAGAAGGAUUUGGCGCGAAGCUAGAGGGGUUAUACAUCAGAGAAGUCUUUUGUGUACAGGUCGUUAUUGGAGCCAAAAGGGAUUUUAGUGAAGUAGUUCAUUAAGUGCUGGUGAAUGGAUUUUAUUUGUUGGAAGCAAUAGUUCGUGUUCGGGAUUUUUUGGAGCAAUCGGAACUUUUUGGAAGGGGAGAUCGAGGAUGGAUGAAGCAGCAGAGGCACGUCUGAAAGCCUACGUCAGCGACAGCAACGACGCACUCGAAUUCAAACUAGUGCGAAAAGAAGAGGACGUGGAAGACGAUGAGACGUCCUUCUCACCCGAGAUGUCCCACCAGGUGUUCGGCGACAGCGAAUCAAUAUUCGGGUACAAGGAUUUAAAAGUCAAGUUGUACUAUUCGGCGGGUUGUUUGGAAACCUACCUGGGUAUGAGCUACUCCGAGAAACUCCAGACCGAUAUGUACGAAGGGGUUGAACCUGAUGAGGUUCUUUCCAAGAUGACAGAGAAACUGCCGCCCAAAGUUCAUGAUAAGUUGGAUUCCUUCAUCAAGUCACUGGCUCAGGAUGAAAAUUUUAGGCCAGCUGGUGAAUUAUUACAUUCAUUUUCAGUUCAUGAUAAUGAUCAAGUUCGUCAUUUCGAGGUCUACAAAGCUGAUAUGACUUGUAAGGACUUCAAAGAAUAUCACGAUCGUCUCCAAACAUUUAUAUUGUGGUACAUCGAUGCAGCAAGCUUCAUUGAUGUAGAUGACGAUCAAUGGCAUUAUUUCAAUAUGUACGAAAAAUACACAUCCACAUCUGGGAGUCCUUGUUAUGCGACAAUAGGAUUCGCAACAGUUUACCAAUACUACGCAUAUCCCCAUCACACCAGACCUCGAAUAGCACAAAUUCUGAUUCUACCUCCCUUUCAGAAAAUGGGACUGUGUGCUCACUUACUCAAAGCUAUCUAUCAUCAGUACAUUGGAAGAAGUGAGGUUAAGGACAUCACUGUCGAGGAUCCAGCAAUCUCUUUUCAACGUGUACGUGACUACGUGGACGCCAUGAACUGCAUGAGCCUUUCCAGCUUCAGUCGAGAGCUCCUGUUACAGAGUUUCAAUAAAGAAAUGGCUAAUGAAGCCAGGGAAAGGUUCAAAAUUAACAAGAGACAGGCGAGACGAGUUUACGAGAUUCUGAGACUGAAAAUGACUGAUUUGUCGAAUGAACAGGAGUACAGGGAGUACAGACUUGCUGUCAAGAGACGUCUCAAUAUUCCCUAUAAGAGAGAGCUUCAUGACUUGAGGAAAUUGGAGUCUGCCCUUAAGAACUUGGACAAAAAGGGAAGUGUCGCUAUACCACCUGCUGAACAGAGAAUUCAGGCACUUGAGAAGGAGUAUCGCGCUCUUGAGGAGGAUUACAAGAGAGUCAUACGGAGACUCGAAGAGGCCUCGGAACAAUGAAGUGGAGGAACUUUGAGUUUUGCAUGUUUUGCGUUAUAAAUUUUUAAUACGUUCAUACUAUUGAUUGAUUGGUCAACAGAAAACGUGGGAAAUGAAUCUAAUUUGGAUGUAAACAAUAUUGCAGGAAAUAUUUAACAUUUUCAGUCACACGUUUUAUGAGUUUAUUUGCAGUUCUGGUGAAAUUUGAUUUAGUAACUUGAGGGCUGGUCUCAUUAUUUGCAGAACGAGAUCUCAUUCAAUUAUUUCGUUCAAUUUUUAAUUAAAUGUUUUAAUUUGAUUAUCUGUCAGGGUGACCUUCGAUUAUUAAUUUGGUUUGAAAAUAACGUAACAAAAAUGUGAACAUUUUGGAAAAGCUUUUUGGUGAAGUUAUGGGUGGAUAGUUUUGUUGAAGAGGAUAUUAAUUAAUAUAAAAAUAUCUAGUUGUGAUGCACCAAAGGAUUUCCUGCGUCGUCUUAUCUUUAUCUUUGAUGGUCACCUGCAGAUCUUUAAUAAAAAUAUCCCCUUUUUCUAAACAAAUUAAUGGUUAUCGAGUUGCUGAUGAGCUAAUAAGUUGAAAUUUUUAGAUAAAAAUUCAAAGAAUAAUUGUUUUAGAUGACGUUCUAAGGAUAAUGCAACCGGUCCUCGAGGAGUAACUGGCGAUAUCCUCCGGUGUUUUGUUUUUUUGCGAUUUUCUGGAAAACCGCUGAUGAUUUCGAAACGAGUAAAGCUCAUUUUUUAAUUUCAUUAUUAUUUAAUGGCUCACGAAGUUGGAUCGCGAUGAAAAAACUUUUCUACGUUUUCACGAGACUUGUAAUUAUCCACAAAAAUUUGAAUUAAAGUCUUCAGGAAUAGUCACAUCGUGGGUAUGAAUUUUCGGGAGACCUUGGAAGGGGGUAGACCCUGAAAACAGUUUUUCUAGUUUAAUCUAAUCAGCCGUUUUCUAGAAAAUUGCUAAAGAAAGUGGAAUUGGAGGAUAUUGGUUUGUUAAGGUAAAUAGCAAGAUUUUUUCAGCAUUUUUUCAUGCGGUAAUAAAGUUCAAUUAUGUUUUUCAAGAUACGGUCUACUCCCUUCUGAACAUUAUCUAGAUUUUUUGGUCUAGAAAGGCGUGGAGAUCUACUACGUGAUGUAGAAAAUUAUAAAUAUAUUAAUGAUUUAUGUGCAGUGUA